Messenger RNA from Rodentolepis nana, 243 nucleotides. NCBI's taxonomy places the organism in Eukaryota, Metazoa, Platyhelminthes, Cestoda, Cyclophyllidea, Hymenolepididae. The record is from the annotation of a GenBank genome assembly.
AUACGGCAAAAAAGUCUCUUAAACGACUCUGUGCACAACUACAAUCCGGUGCGGGAGAACCAACUGCCUCUACAAAAGGGUGAGAAGUACUAUGUGGUGAACGACAGCAAUGCCCAAUGGUGGUACGUGCGAAACAUGGCUGGCCAAUCUGGCUAUGUACCAACUAACUACAUUCACAAACCCAAUACCCUCAAUUCCUUCGACAUGAGCGAUACACAUAUGCAAGUUCUUCUCUUUGCUUAA